AUGACGUCCGCGCCGCGCUGGACGUGGCUCGACGCCUCUCGCCUCGCGUCCACGCCGAACCCGUACGCCGUCGGCGGCGUUGCGGCGCUCAUUGUCGUGGCUCUUGUGCUGGGCGUGCUCUUUGUCUGGGUCGCGUCCCGUCAAGUGCGACCACGGAAGAAGACACUGCCGCCGGCCAGCACCAGGACGUUCGAAACGCUCCGACCGCCGCCGUCGCCCACGUCCAAGCGCCUGCGACACGCGUCCAGACAGCACUCGAAAUCGUUCUCCGAUCUGAUCCAAGUCGAGCGCGAGCGGCUGCAGGAGAUCCGCCAGCUGGAACUGGACGACCACAUGACGUUCCCGCCGCAAUUGCGGCAGAGCUGCGGCCCUGAGACGCUCAAGAGCAUUUACGAGACACUGUCCAAGGUGUUUUCGUUUCUAAGAGGGGAGUUCGUCGCUCCGUUGGCUCGGGAGCUCUGUAUCGUGCGCUUCGCCAAGCACGAGUCGAUCUUCCGGCCACAGGAGCUCGAUGGCUCGAUUCUGCUCAUUGUUAAUGGCUCUGCAACGCUGACGAUCCAUGAAGAAGAAGAAGAAGAAGAGAGGGGAGAGACGGGGUUCUCCAAGGUGCUGGGACGAGGGGAGACGCUCACGUCGUCGCUGCAGUUGCUGACUGUGUUGGUGAACGAGUUGCAGCACGGUGAGUGCCAAACACAAGUGCAGAAAGUGUGUGGAAGGCUGUCUGCACGUGCGGGCGAGCACGGGACGAGGCUGGUGAAGAUCCCGCCAUAUGCGAUCAAGCAGGUGCUGGACACGUACCCGGAAGCGUUCUAUCGACUGGCGCAAGCAGCGCUGAGUCAAGUGGAAAAGAUCACGGCCAAGUCGUUGAUUGAUCACUUUGGCUUGGCGUCGAAAAUUAUCCAUGCGACGCCGCUCGUGCAGGUGCUGCCUCUUGUGGUGGAUGGAAAAGAUGAGGUGGUCAUUGACACGAUUGUACAUGACGUUGCUGACGCAAUCGGGUUGAUGGAUCUGGAGCUGCGAGCAACGCUCGCUAGCAGCGUGCAAGUGAUUAGGCGUUUGAAGGACGAGAUGAUCCGGGAAGCUGGGGAUUCGUCGAGUGCGCUGGGCGUGCAUAUUGUAUUGGAUGGAGCAGUUAGUGUGCAAGUGGCAACAGCCCCGAAGACGUUCGUGGAGCUGUACAAGGCUACGAGAGGGAGUGAAAUCGGUAUUUCCACGUGCUUUGUUGGCUCGCAUUUCGUUGCGACUCGCAAUGUGUGUCUUGAAGACACCACGUUGCUGUGCAUUCCCGACGCACUAUUCUGUAGUCUACUGCAGAUCAACUCGGUUGCGGUCAAAUGCACGCGCCAUCUGAUUGAGCAGUACUCUGGCCUCGUGUGUGUUGCCGACACAUCAUUCGAAUGGCUGCAUCUUCACAGCGGUGAGAGUUUGUUUGAUCGUGGAGACGUGUGCGAUUCGGUGUUUACAGUCAUCAGCGGUCGCCUUCGUGCCGUGCAGACGCUAUCUCAUCGUGGCAAAGAGUUGGAGACGACGAAUGAUCUUGUUCGCGGCGCUACUCUUGGAGCGAUGGAUAUGCUUUCGGCUGGACCUAGCAAUUCUUCAGUGUUUGCAGUCCGUGAUUCGCAAAUCUCGCAGAUGUCUCGUAACGUGUUCGAUUAUGUUGUGAGCAAGUACCCUUCCGUCUUAAUUCACUUCACGAAGAACUUGGCGCGUCGUAUGCCAACUCCUCGAGUGAAUUCCCGUAAGGCUGAUGCCAGUAGCGUCAAGACCCGCAGUAACUAUCUGCUUUCGCUUGGAUCGGGUCCCUCCUCCACGGGCGGACAAAAGAUGGGCAGCAAUUUGCCAAUUAGUACCAUUGCCGUCCUCUCUUUGACGAAGAUGACGAAGAUUCAGACCUUUUGCUCGCAUUUGGAAAUGUCACUGAAAACUAUAGCCUCGGUGGAAACAGUGUCUUCACAAAAAGCCAAAGCUUUUCUGGGCGACCAAUGGAUUGAUAAUUCCCGCGUUGCACGUGCAAAUCUCGUAGCCUGGAUGGGUGACAUUGAGAGCUCAAAUGAACUGGUCAUUUACGAAGCUGACCCUCAGUUGACAGCUUGGACGAAGCUCUGUAUCCGCCAGGCAGACCAUAUCUUGCUGCUCUGCUCCGAUGCACACCCACAGCAGGCGUUUGUGAGUGACAUGGUGUUGAUUUUAGAGGGUGCGUGGGACAGACGAGAUGCCAAGAUAAACGUUGUUCGUAUUCGUGAAAAGGACUGGACGCUGGCGGCAUUGAAAGCGGCUGCUAUACAAGAGGCUAAUGGAUCUUCGCGUUCCUACGCGUUGAAACGAAAACUGUGUUUGCAGAUGGACAGUCCACUACUGCCGCGCUUCAUUCUUCCUAUGGAGAAGUACGAGUGGAUCUGCGGUUACCAUAAUGUACAAAUUCCGUUUGAGGAGCAUUCCUCGGACUUUAUGCGUCUGAGUCGUCGAAUUACUGGAAAUGCUGUUGGCAUAGUGCUUGGUGGUGGCGGCGCGCGAGGCCUUGCACACAUAGGCGUGCUUCGGGCGCUCGAAGAGUGCGGUAUCCAUGUAGAUGUGGUUGGCGGUACCAGCAUCGGCGCGUUCAUUGGCGGCAUCUUUGCGCUCCACCCAAACAAUUUAAGCUUGGUUGAGGUUAAGGUACGGCAGCUAUCAGCUGGAUUGAGCAGCAUCUUCGAGAAGCUGUGCGACCUCACUCUUCCGAUCUCGUCCUUUUUUAAUGGCACGCGUUUCAACAGAAGUAUCCGAGCGCACUUUUAUGACCUCUCGAUCGAGGAUUUGAUGCUGAAUUACUUUUGCGUGUCCACGGAUAUCGCGAAAUCACGUAUGAGUGUACACCGCAGCGGCCCGGUGUGGAAAUACGUGCGCGCAUCGAUGAGUUUACAAGGCUACUUUCCUCCGAUUUCGGAGAAUGGCUCCUUGCUUUUGGACGGCGGGUAUAUGAACAACCUUCCUGCCGACGUCAUGAAAGAGGAAGGCGGUAUCAAGUACAUUUUCGCAGUGGACGUGGCCAGUGAAACCCGCACUCUGUUUUAUGAAUACGGCAGUGCGCUGUCAGGAUGGUGGCUGCUGUGGAAUAAGCUAAACCCAUUUGCAGGAACUGUGGUCGUGCCUUCCAUGGGCGACAUAUCAGCAGCGUUGGCUUACGUUUCAUCGGAACAACAUAAGGAACGUGUCAAGGAGGAAUGCAUUGAUCUCUAUUUACGUCCACCGGUCAAGGAUUACGGCACUUUGGAGUUUAACAAGAUGGAAGAGAUUAUUGAAGUUGGCUACAAGUACGCGCUGCCCCGAAUACAAGCAUGGACAGCUCGGGUGCUGGACGCUGAGCCUGAUGCCGACAUUAAGCGAACGAAGCAAGCGGCGACGCCAUCAUCGACCUUGUCGAAGCUGAGCUACGCUACGUGA
Peronospora matthiolae is the source of this 3420-nucleotide messenger RNA. The record is from the annotation of a GenBank genome assembly. NCBI's taxonomy places the organism in Eukaryota, Oomycota, Peronosporomycetes, Peronosporales, Peronosporaceae.